Messenger RNA from Tilletiaria anomala UBC 951, 1570 nucleotides. Its product is annotated as thioredoxin-like protein. NCBI's taxonomy places the organism in Eukaryota, Fungi, Basidiomycota, Exobasidiomycetes, Georgefischeriales, Tilletiariaceae. The transcript has 3 exons. The record is from RefSeq and is a predicted model, not a curated record. The annotation marks the transcript as partial.
CGCUGCCGAGCUUGAGCUUGAAUGGCUUCUUGCUAGUUCCAGCCUGAGGUGGCACGUCACCGCUUUUUUUGAGCCCGAAUGAGAUCUUGGAAGUGCCGGUCUGCAUUUCUUUCGAUGGAAAGCUGUCAAAAGCUGCCCGUUCGAAGCUUUAGUCCCGCAUCAAUCUCCCAGUGAAGCCCGACUGUUCGCCAAGUGCAGACCGUUCAAGAUCGGGGUCCGGCUUGUGAAGAAUUAGUCGAAUGCAUCAUGCACGAUGGAAAGUCAGCCUGAUAACAGCCCUCCGAAAUUGAACGACCGAUCAAAAAGAGUCGAACGCUGAGUUCAGCGUUUAGGUCCCCUUGGAACCUUCACUUUCCAAACCUACCUAGAUCCAACCUCUCUUCCCACCCGUUGACCUCAAGAUAGCGUACCGACAGCUCUGACAGAAACGACGCAAUGUCAGAUACUCUCGAACAACUCAUGUUGCAGGGAGCGGCCUCCAAGGGGGACGGCUACGGCCCGGAGCGUCGAAUCAAUGGCGACCCUUCAGAGGACUCGGACGUCUCGGUGCCCAACACUGACGAUGAACUCGGAUCAGAUCUCUCAGGGAACGAGGAGUGGGGAGACAGAGAAUUCGCUGCCAAGGACGUGCACGGGGGGACCGGCGGCAGUGCACGUCGAGGGGCUCCGUCAACUCGCACCGGUCCCAAAGGUGUGAUCCAUGACAGACAGGUGCAAGACACUAUUGACAAGGCCAAGAGACAGGCCCAAGUAAAUGCAAUCAACCGGCGCCUGGAAUGCAUGGCGCUGACGACAAAUACUUGGGAAGAAGACGAGAAGCAAAGGAAGUCAGACGCACGCAACCGUGCAGAUGGCGCAAACAAGCAGGCCGAGAAGCCCAGUGGAGAGAAUCGAUGCGGUCAGCAGGCGUCCAUCGAAGAGCUUGCUGCGCGAGAGAGGAGACGCGAGCAAAGGAUGAACGAGAUCAAAGCCCAGGUGGCUGCCAGAUCAUUGGGAGGGUCUAAAGUCGUGCGUGGACCGAAUACGUGGUUUGGUCAUCUGCGGGAGGUGGAUGCGCGCGGCUACGUGGAUGCGAUAGAUCGUACAGAAGACGGCACGUUUGUCGUCAUUCACAUCUAUUCGAAGCGGAUUGUGGCAUGUACGAAGAUUUCUGCAGCGCUCACAUCCUUAGCGCGGCAAUACCCACAAACGAAGUUUCUGCAGGUACAGGCCACGAAGAUCGAAUUUGGAUGUUCAGCAGAAGAGAAUGGGGUCAGUGGCGAAUGGGAAGAUGACGAGGACGAGGAUCGGGAGGAAAGCAGCUCACGGCGAAGGCUCCGCGAGUUGGAGAUGGACGAGCAAGCUGCUGAUGUGCUGCCAACCCUACUGGUCUACCAGGCGGGUCAGCUACUCUAUAAUCUAGUACGAAUAGACUUGGACGACGAUUGGGGAAAAGGAGAAGAGAGAGAUAUCCGAGAUGCUUUGCAAAGCCGCGGCGUCUUGCGUGAAGACAACGAAGAGCGUUAUGUACUCUAUAGCGAUGAGGACGGAAGCGAUGACUGAUGCUGCAUUUAACCGAAGAACAUUGUUC